Molecule: messenger RNA, 477 nt
Organism: Umbelopsis ramanniana AG
Lineage: Eukaryota; Fungi; Mucoromycota; Umbelopsidomycetes; Umbelopsidales; Umbelopsidaceae
Exons: 1
Coding region: 109-282 (57 amino acids)
Source: RefSeq, a predicted model, not a curated record
UUCUGAAACAAAAAUUCAAGGGUAAUUUUUAAAUGCGCUUCGGGGAAGGAUUGUUGCCACUGUAUUGAGUAAAGGUACGCACUGAGCGGUUUAAGGUCUGUUCAUAACAUGAAAGUAAUCAUGCGAAUUAUGGUAUUUUUGCGUUAUAGAUACUUCCCUUUCACUUUUUAUAUUGUCGCUGCCAUGGAAAGUGAGACAAGAUAUUUAUACAUUAUGUUUGCUAGACAGUAUGGCGGACCAAGACCGCAAUUCAAGCUAACACCGCUAUACUCAGUUAGAUGAUGAAGGUAUGUGUAUAAAUUGAUGAUCUAUUUAGCUUGCGCUGUUUCAUAGAUACUUGCAGUAAGAGUUGUGGUUUGAAGACAGGAAGGGGCCAACACCACGUUCUUCAUCGAAGUUUUGAACGACCGAUGCCAACAACUGCUAGUGUCGGCCGUGUGACGUUGUUUUGACUUUGAAUUGCUGUGGGUUAUUUUU